UUUUAAGUUGUACGAUUGCGGACAGCCUUAACAAACUUGAUUCCAAAAGCGACGAUUGUUAUCGAUUAUCGUCGCAAGUCAGAGAGACACAUGCGGCUCAUUUCGCUGACUAAACUUUAGUUCGUGUCACAUUAAAUGUUUGAAUAUCAAUUAAGAGUAUGAAAUAUGGACUUAAUUAAGUUUAAUAAAUUCGUCUCAUCUUUUAGCCUUUAUAUGUGAAAUUAAUUUUCGAAUUUAAAUAUAUUUAAUAUAUGUAACUAUCAUUUAAACAUUCGAUAUGACAGGGGCUAAACUUUAGAGGAGGGCAACCAAACACCAGUGAAUUCCAACACGGUAACUAUAGUCCUCCAUGAUCAGACGAUCACUAAUAAUGAGCCAGCAAAACACAUGUGCAUAAACUAGAUAGAUAGGCGCCUGUGGGCCAACAGUGCAAGCACAAUUCAGAAAGAUUUUUUUUUAAAAAAAAACAAACCUGCAAACAUCUUAUGCACUCCAAACUUGACUUCAAAACCGGUCAACGAGGUUCUCUCAUCUACGAAGAAACCGAUGCACACUAUAUUCAGCAAAAGCACAAGGAACAACUUGGCCGCGUCGAACAGAAAAUCAAGUGGCACAUCUGAGCUGUUCUUUUCAAGACCAUUCUGCCUUGUUAUUUGUGAAACACUGUAGCAUUUACUACGUCGAUUCGGAAAGGGCCAUGGACUACACGCAAUUGCCACAUUUGACAUGACCAUGCGCGUGUUUGGUUCCGCUUCUGGCGGGAUUCUGGCCGCCAGAAGCUGAAGCUCCUCCCAAACGCGCCGCUUCUCCUCCCGCUUUUCCCCGUCGCGCUUCGCUGAGAAACCAGCCGACUACGCGAAGACAGAAGCUGCCCUCAGGACGCUUCCGCAGAAAGCCGCAUCAUUUGGGUAGGGUUCGCACCCCGCGGCCCCUCAGCUCUCUCGUCCCCAUCGCUACUCCCAUCGCCGCCGCAGCUCUCCUCCCAUCGCAUCUCCCGCCGCCGCGCGGGUCGUCUUCGCAGGUAAGCUACCUCUCAUCCAUGCCGCCCUUCUCUACUUUCUCGUCCGCCGCCGCAGUGGUUUUUGAUGGCUCCGUAACCCUUCACAGCGCUAGGGUUUUGACCGCGGAGCCGCAACUCCGUCGUGAACUCCCUCUGUUGUCGUCAACCUGUGGACUCCUCCCCCCCUUUCCCAUCUCGGCGUCUACGCAGGUACCAUCUUAGGGAAACAGGGAAUAAGUUUGCUCUUUUGGUUAAUGGGCUGCUGUAAAUGUGUUCCCUGUCCUUUUGUGUCCACUACCAGUUUAUUUAAGGUUGUCGUUGUGUAAUUAAGCAAAUUAGAAUGUUAGUACUUAUGGUUUUACCUGAUGUUAAUAUGGCCAGUAUAGUGUUCAUCUUUUUGUUGUUCUUAAUCCGAGACCACUACUACGUAUGUUGAAAACUAUAUACUUGUUAUGCACUAGAUGGACAAGUCUGGCAAAGUGAUUGCAAAGUGGGAUAGUAGAGCAACAAAAAUUUACACAGAAAUUUGUGUAGAAGAAGUCAAUGCUCGGAACAGGCCCCAACAAUUUCUAAAUACAGAAGGGUAUGCUAACCUCAUAAGGAAGUUUAAGGAACGCACUGGUCGCACUUACACCAGGGAUCAAAUGAAGAAUAGGUGGGACGCCUUAAAGCGAAUGUUCACACAGUGGAAAACUCUUAAUGAAAGGGCUACAGGUCUUGGUCGAGACCCUCAUACUGGUUCAAUCAGUGCGCCAGAUGAGUGGUGGGCCAAGCAAAAUGAAGCAAUGCCAGGUUGUAUUAUGUUCAAAACAGCCCCCCUAGAGAAUGAGGACGAGCUAAAGGUUAUGUUUGGACCCAUUGUAUGCACAAAUGAAAGAACCUUGGUACCUGGCGUCGAGGAUGCUAAUUCAUCUUCUGGUGAUCAUUUGGAAGAAAUUUUAGGUGGGGGUGAAAACAACACUUCUGACCCCUGCACAAAUGCUACUGGGAAGCGUAAGAUGCGUCAUGAUUCUCCUAAACCAAAGAAGAAAAAAGAUUCGAGGGAAGAGUACAUGAGAAGACUAGUGGAGGCUUUUGAGUCCCGCUCAAUGACCACUAACAAGUCCAUUACCUCUGCUGACAAUGACCCAGUUCGACUUGAGCUUAAAAAGCAGUUGCAACAAGUCAUGGAUGAUGUGUCGCAGAACCUCCCAAGUUAUCGGGCCCACAUGCACCUGUCCUUGUCUCAAAGACCUCAGACAGCUAUGCAUAUUUGCCUGGUCUAG
This is a messenger RNA of Zea mays, 2265 nucleotides long. Its product is annotated as L10-interacting MYB domain-containing protein-like. The transcript is spliced from 3 exons. Bases 1462 to 2265 code for a protein of 267 amino acids. NCBI's taxonomy places the organism in Eukaryota, Viridiplantae, Streptophyta, Magnoliopsida, Poales, Poaceae. The record is from RefSeq and is a predicted model, not a curated record.